UUUUGUGCCACACUUAGCCUCUACACAAUACCAUUAGCAAGUUGGCACCUACCGUACCAUGCUUGCCCUCUUGCUCCUCCUCGCUUCCGCCAGCUCUUUGCCGGCGCCGGCGUCCGGCGAUGAAGGAGCCGUGCCGGUGAUCAACUCUUUCUCCCACUUCUGCGGCUCCACGAGCGAUGCCGAUGGACUCUACCAGCCCAACAGCACGUUCGCCGCCAACCUCGCCACUAUGUCCGCUGUGCUCCCGAAGAACGCCUCGGCCUCCGGCUUCUCCGCGGGCGCGUUCGGCCGGGCGCCGGACACGGCGUACGGCCUGGCGCUCUGCCGCUGGGACUACACCGGCGACGGCUGCCGCGCGUGCAUCUCCAUGGCGUUCAAGGGUGCGGUGAACCACUGCGGCCGCAGCAAGGACGUCACCGUCUAUCACGACCAGUGCCAUAUCCGGUUCCACAGCCAGGAUUUCCUUGCCGGCGCCGUGAACUCGCCCGAGAGCGUCGCGUCCAACAUGAACAACGUUUCCAGAGGGAACGUCGCCGCGUUCGAUGGCCUGGUCACGAGGCUGGCGAAUGCGGUGGCCGACGGGGCGAGCAACGUGAGCGGCAGGUACGCCACGGGCCAGGCCGGCUUCCCGCCGGACAAGAUCAACGUGUACGGCAUGGCGCAGUGCACGCCGGACCUGACGACGGCUCAGUGCCGGGGCUGCCUCGCCGGCAUCAUCAAGCAGAUGCCCAACUUCUUGAGCGGGAGGGUGGGCGGGAGGAUUCUUGGGGUGCGCUGCGCCGUCAGGUACGAGAAAGAUAUCUUCUUCUCCACCACCGGCGACAUGCUCACGCUCACGCCCCUGCUGGAUCCGUCCAGAGGGAGCAGCAACACGCACACGCUCUGGAUCGUCGCGAUAGCGGUCCCCGUAACCGUGCUCCUCUGCGGCUUCUUGGCAUGUUUCAUGUGGAUGAGAAGGCGAAGAAGAAGAGGGAGGGUGAACAUACCAACCAUGUCCAUGGAGAUGGAGGAGGUGCUCAAGCUAUGGAAGGUCGAAGAGAGCGACUCCGAGUUCUCGCUCUACGAUUUCGAUCAGAUCGCAGACGCCACCAGAAACUUCUCCAACGACUACAAGCUCGGCCAGGGCGGCUUUGGCGCUGUUUACAGGGGCGAACUGCCUGGCGGGCUCGAGAUCGCAAUCAAAAGGCUGUCUACGUGCUCCGUGCAGGGGUUGAUGGAAUUCAAGACCGAGAUCCAGCUGAUCGCCAAGCUUCAGCACACCAACCUUGUCAGGCUCCUGGGCUGCUGCCUCCAGGCCGAGGAGAAGAUGCUCAUAUACGAGUACAUGCACAACAAAAGCUUGGACGGCUUCAUCUUCGAUAGCGCGAAAGGGGCGAUACUGAACUGGGAGCGGCGCUUCCGUAUAAUCGAUGGGAUCGCGCAGGGGCUUCUUUACAUGCACAAGCAUUCCCGGUUAAGAGUUAUACAUAGGGAUCUGAAGGCGAGCAACAUCCUCUUGGAUGGCGACAUGAACCCCAAGAUCUCGGACUUCGGUUUGGCGAGGAUAUUCUGCUCCAAUGUGACGGAGGCCAACACGACCAGGGUGGUCGGCACGCACGGCUACAUCGCUCCGGAGUAUGCUUCGGAGGGUCUCUUCUCCACCAAAUCCGACGUGUUCAGCUUCGGCGUCCUGCUCCUGGAGAUCAUAAGCGGGAAGAGGACCGCAGGCUUCUACCAGUACGGGAAAUUCUUCAAUCUCACAGGAUACGCUUACCAGCUGUGGCAAGAGGCAAAAUGGCACGAGAUGGUAGAUCAGGUACUCGGGGUCGACUACAAGGUGACCGAGGUGAUGAAGUGCGUCCAGGUGGCGUUGCUCUGCGUCCAGGACAGCGCCGACGACCGGCCCAGCAUGUCCGACGUCGUCGCCAUGCUCAGCAGCGACGGGGUUACACUGCCGGAGCCCCGACAGCCGGCCUACUUCAACGUCAGGUUAUCGAGCUUACCGGAGUCGAACAGUUCCUUCGGUGAAUCGUCAUACAUCAGCAACGUCGCCUUGACGGAUGAAGACGGCAGAUAACAGGUGCAAGUGUAGGUGGCCAAUCAAUUUUUACUAGCGAGGUUCAGCGCAAAAGAAACAAAAAAAAUGUACUAGCAAGGUAAUUAACUAUACAUGACUACUAUUCUGAUCAGAUUUACCAAAAGGAAGGACCAUAGUAGAUUAACAUAGUUGAUGCACAGAAAUUCUAUUGCCCAUCAACGUGUCAAAAGUUAGUUUGUUGACAUCCUCCCAUAAAUUUAUUUCUUUUAUGUAUGGUUGUGUAACCUGAGGUAGUUUUCUCCUAUGUUCUAAUGUCUGUAUUAAGUUUGCA
Messenger RNA from Hordeum vulgare subsp. vulgare (domesticated barley), 2348 nucleotides. Its product is annotated as cysteine-rich receptor-like protein kinase 10. Gene Ontology annotation, molecular function: ATP binding; protein kinase activity. The record is from RefSeq and is a predicted model, not a curated record. Gene Ontology annotation, biological process: protein phosphorylation. Lineage: Eukaryota; Viridiplantae; Streptophyta; Magnoliopsida; Poales; Poaceae. Bases 59 to 2056 code for a protein of 665 amino acids. The transcript has 7 exons.